Marasmius oreades (fairy-ring Marasmius) is the source of this 2346-nucleotide messenger RNA. RefSeq lists its product as uncharacterized. NCBI's taxonomy places the organism in Eukaryota, Fungi, Basidiomycota, Agaricomycetes, Agaricales, Marasmiaceae. Gene Ontology annotation, cellular component: extracellular region. The transcript is spliced from 25 exons. Gene Ontology annotation, molecular function: N-acylsphingosine amidohydrolase activity. Gene Ontology annotation, biological process: ceramide catabolic process; sphingosine biosynthetic process; long-chain fatty acid biosynthetic process. The record is from RefSeq and is a predicted model, not a curated record. The coding region runs from base 115 to 2346 and encodes 743 amino acids.
CUUGGAUAAAGUAGCAAGUUUGAUCGUGUGCAUGCGCAUCGCGAUCAUCUUCCCAUUGACAACAGAAUUCACAAGGAAACGAUCAGCUUCUUAUAAGUAACGAAGGGGUUCUGGAUGCCAUUACUCGCCUUCCACGACCAUCUCCCGGUUGAUUUCUUGGAGCUCGUUCGAGGACUGUACGACUCGAUGACUGGACUUGUGUGGUACCUCACGGCCUUUCUGGCGUCGAGUUCUUUGUUUCCUCAGAAUGUUGGGAUACUUGGGGUCGAUGCACAGAGCUAUCUGUUGGGUUUAGGCGUUGGAGACAUUACUGGGCCUGUUGUUGAGACGAACAUGAUGGGAUAUGCAAGUUUAGCACAAACCGACACUGGUUUGCACAUGAGGCAAAGAAGCCGCGCCUUUAUUAUAGCAGAGACAGAAAAUACCAACAAUCGCCUCGUGUUCAUCAAUGCAGAUAUUGCAAUGGGCGAUACGGGCGUUCGCCGUUCAAUUGUCUCCCAGCUGACUUCCCAAUUUCCCGGCGUCUAUACAAAUGAAAACAUUGCCUUUGUCGGAACUCAUCAACACGCCGGGGUUGGCGGUUAUUUGGAAAACGUUCUUCCUCAGAUCACUUCUUUGGGCUAUGUUAAACAAACUGCGGAUGCUAUUGUUGCAGGAACUGUGCUUGCUGUGAAGAGAGCUCAUGCGAAUAUUGCUCCCGGAAAACUUAGCCUUGGAAAUACGACGAUCUUGGAUGCUAAUAUCAACCGGUCACCGUCCGCGUACCUCGCUAAUCCUGCCGCGGAAAGAGCACGAUACCAGUUCGAUCAAGAUAAAGACAUGACGCUCUUGAGAUUUGAUGACGCGAAUGGGAAAGCACGAGGAUUCUUGAGCUUCUUUGCCGUCCACGGUACCAGUCUAUACGAGAAUAAUACUCUAGUCAGUGCUGACAAUAAAGGAAUGGCUGCAUACCUAUACGAAGCGUCGGUCGAACCUUCCGCUAUGCCCGGAAACACGACGUUUAUUGCUGGGUUCACUCAAGCGAAUGUGGGGGAUACGAGUCCGAACACAAUGGGUGCCUUCUGCGAGAGUCCAGGACAGCCUUUCGAUGGAAUGGCUUGCGAAUUCAAUCACUCUACCUGCGGUGGCACAGCACAAGACUGUCAUGGUCGCGGCCCUGGCUUCCGUAUUUCAGACUUUGAGUCUAACAGAAUCAUCGGUGAGGCUCAGUUCAAGGGCGCACAAACCAUCAUAAACGGGAAACUUUCUCCCGUUUCUGGCUCCGUGAGGAGCGUUCACGUUUAUCUGAAUAUGGCUAAUCAUACGUUCUCUCUUCCGAACGGCACGACGGCACGCACUUGUCCUCCUGCUCUGGGCUUCUCUUUCGCGGGCGGCACUACGGAUGGUCCUGGAGCCUUCGAUUUCACCCAGGGUGAUAAUUCUUCGCAACCGCAAAAUCCUUUCUGGGAGCUCGUGAAAGGCGUUGUGACUCCGUUCCCUUCCAGUGACCAAAUAGCAUGUCAAGAUCCUAAACCAAUCCUUCUCAACGUCGGAUUCGCACAUACUCCCUAUGAAUGGUCUCCGAGUACUGUUGACAUCCAAAUCUUGCGGGUCGGGAACUUUGUAAUGCUCAUUAUGCCAGGCGAAUUAACCACGAUGGCUGGAAGGAGAAUACGGGAGGCGAUAAGGGCAAAGCUGAUCUCCUCGGGAAUCAUUGGAUCGAAUGCUUACGUUGUGGUCGCCGGACCAGCGAACACUUACGGACACUACAUCACCACACGUGAGGAAUAUGGCGUGCAGAGAUACGAAGGCGCUUCGACGCUCUAUGGUCCAUACACGUUGGAGGCAUACAUUGAAAAGUAUUCCAGCUUGGUGCCCUUCCUUGCAGACAGUGAACCAUCCGGAACACCCGUUUCAGACGCUCCUCCUGCUGAGCAAACUUCGAAGGCUAUUUCUUUACAAACCCCGGUCGUAUUUGACGCAGCGCCCAUCGGCAAAAGCUUCGGCGAUGUCUUGACUGAUGUCAGAACGAGCAGUCCGUACCGUGCGGGCGAAACUGUAACUGCACAGUUUGUUGGUGCCAAUCCUAGAAAUAACUUGCGACUCGAGGGCACCUUCCUAUCGGUAGAGCAGUCUGUAUCAGGCCAGUUUCAGGCGGUUAGGUCGGAUUCCCAUCCAUCAACCAUCUACAGAUGGAAGAGGGAAAGCACUAUUCUGGGAACUAGUAGCGUGGAUAUCUCUUGGACCAUCGAGCCUGGAACCCCAGCUGGGAGCUACCGUUUGCGCUAUAUCGGAGACCACAAGCCUUUAAUAGGUUCUAUCGCAUCGUUCACCGGAACGUCCUCAAUCUUCACGGUCGCAGCUUGA